CAAUUCAUAACCAUGUCAGGAAGAGGAAAGGGAGGUAAAGGACUCGGUAAAGGAGGCGCUAAGCGUCACCGUAAAGUCCUCCGUGCUAACAUCCAGGGAAUCACCAAGCCCGCUAUCCGCCAUCUGGCUCGCCGUGGUGGUGUGAAGCGUAUCUCCGAUCUGAUCUAUGAGGAGACCCGCGGUGUGUUGAAGGUGUUCCUGGAGAACGUGAUCCGUGACGCCGUCACCUACACCGAGCACGUCAAGAGGAAGACCGUCAGCGCCAUGGAUGUGGUGUACGCUCUGAAGAGACAGGGACGCACCCUGUACGGAUUCAUCUCUGAAAACCCAAGGCCCUUUUAA
This is a messenger RNA of Labrus mixtus (cuckoo wrasse), 342 nucleotides long. Its product is annotated as histone H4-like. The transcript has a single exon. Gene Ontology annotation, molecular function: protein heterodimerization activity; structural constituent of chromatin; DNA binding. The record is from RefSeq and is a predicted model, not a curated record. Gene Ontology annotation, biological process: nucleosome assembly. Lineage: Eukaryota; Metazoa; Chordata; Actinopteri; Labriformes; Labridae. The coding region runs from base 13 to 342 and encodes 109 amino acids. Gene Ontology annotation, cellular component: nucleosome.